AUGGAGAUCGAUUCCGGACGAACGCCUGAACCUCACCACCUCUCUCUGGCAAGCGACCCUGAAUCUAUACCGACACUGGACGGGUGGAUUGAAAGCUUGAUGAGUUGCAAGCAGCUGGCAGAGAGCGAUGUACAGAGGCUUUGUGAUCGGGCAAGAGAGGUUCUACAAGAAGAGUCGAAUGUUCAGCCAGUGAAAUGCCCCGUCACGGUUUGCGGAGAUAUCCAUGGCCAAUUUCAUGACCUGAUGGAGCUCUUUCGAAUCGGAGGUCCCAAUCCUGAUACAAAUUAUCUUUUCAUGGGUGACUACGUGGAUCGCGGAUAUUACUCUGUUGAGACCGUUACACUCCUCGUUGCCCUGAAAAUCCGCUACCCUCAACGAAUCACAAUUCUCCGCGGAAACCAUGAAUCUCGACAGAUCACGCAGGUCUAUGGGUUCUAUGAUGAGUGUUUGCGAAAAUACGGCAACGCUAAUGUCUGGAAAUAUUUCACCGAUCUAUUCGAUUUCCUACCCCUCACUGCCCUUAUCGAUAACCAAAUCUUCUGUCUUCACGGCGGUUUAAGUCCUUCAAUCGACACACUUGACAAUAUUCGAUCUCUAGAUCGUAUACAAGAGGUGCCUCACGAAGGUCCCAUGUGUGAUCUUCUCUGGAGCGAUCCCGAUGAUAGAUGCGGUUGGGGUAUCUCUCCACGUGGUGCAGGUUAUACCUUCGGCCAGGAUAUCUCAGAGGCUUUCAAUCAUAACAACGGAUUAACUCUUGUUGCGAGAGCGCAUCAGCUGGUUAUGGAGGGUUAUAAUUGGUCACAGGACAGAAACGUGGUGACAAUUUUCUCAGCCCCAAAUUACUGCUACAGAUGCGGAAACCAGGCUGCAAUUAUGGAGAUUGAUGAACACCUAAAAUAUACUUUCCUUCAAUUCGAUCCUUGCCCGAGAGCAGGAGAGCCUAUGGUGUCCCGUCGCACUCCUGAUUAUUUCCUUUAA
Uncinocarpus reesii 1704 is the source of this 978-nucleotide messenger RNA. RefSeq names its product serine/threonine-protein phosphatase PP2A catalytic subunit. Gene Ontology annotation, molecular function: protein serine/threonine phosphatase activity. The transcript has 6 exons. The record is from RefSeq and is a predicted model, not a curated record. Gene Ontology annotation, cellular component: cytosol. Lineage: Eukaryota; Fungi; Ascomycota; Eurotiomycetes; Onygenales; Onygenaceae. Gene Ontology annotation, biological process: mitotic cell cycle; peptidyl-serine dephosphorylation. The coding region runs from base 1 to 978 and encodes 325 amino acids.